AUGAGUAACGUUCAGGCCGUGCAGAUGCUUUCUCGUCGGCUGCAACUCCUCAAAGCCUACGUGGCAAGCGUGAUCAAAGGCGAGUUGCCACCAAACUGGCCCCGACUCCGUGAAAUCUCCGCCCUCCUUCGGCGCCUGCCUCUAGUCCUCAGCAGCCUACAACAACACCAGCCAGCCGCACUGUCACCGAACCAGUUGGCGAGUGCUGGGAGCUCGACGGACAGGUUCUUGUGCCAGGCCAAUGACGUCUGUCUAACUGCUCUCCUGGGCAGUCUGACUCAGUCCAUGCAGACCCUCUACACGUGGCUUUCCCAGUCUACACAAGCCUCUUCACGACGCUCUGAUGGUGGCCCCUACGGAUCUUCCAGGGGCAUGAGUGCCGAUCGCAUGAAUGUAGGUUGCGCCGGUGGUGGUGGCGGCGGCGGUGAACUCGUCUAUAUCCUCGCGGCGGGCGAGGAAAAUUCUUGA
Molecule: messenger RNA, 468 nt
Organism: Dibothriocephalus latus
Lineage: Eukaryota; Metazoa; Platyhelminthes; Cestoda; Diphyllobothriidea; Diphyllobothriidae
Source: the annotation of a GenBank genome assembly